AUGCUGGCACAAACACUCAAAAAGCCACAUAAAACCGUCCUGGGACAGGUAUCCGGAACCACGGUCUUCAUUAGGAAUAAGAGAACAAAAAGCAAGAGUUCACUAUCCCCUUUGGCACAAAGGGUCGUCACACAGUUGAGUGUAAUGUCUGCAAGUAGAAAGCAGCCCAAAUUACUGAAGCUGGCUCGAGAGGACUUGAUCAAACAUCAAACCAUCGAGAAGUGCUGGUCAAUUUACCAGCAGCAACAACGGGAGCGCAGGAAUUUACAGUUGGAAUUGCAAUACAAGAGUAUCGAGAGUUCCAUGAACCUUCUACAAGAACUCAGCCCUCGUCUUUUUGAGGCUGCUAAUGCUCCCGAGAAGGGCAAGCGGUUCCCAAUGGAAAUGAAGGUGCCCACUGACUUCCCCCCAAAUACGCCAUGGCAUUAUCAUUUCCGGAAGUGA
This is a messenger RNA of Saccharomyces paradoxus, 444 nucleotides long. It is a transcript of the gene MRPL28, whose product is annotated as mitochondrial 54S ribosomal protein mL40. Lineage: Eukaryota; Fungi; Ascomycota; Saccharomycetes; Saccharomycetales; Saccharomycetaceae. The transcript has a single exon. Bases 1 to 444 code for a protein of 147 amino acids. Gene Ontology annotation, molecular function: structural constituent of ribosome. Gene Ontology annotation, biological process: mitochondrial translation. The record is from RefSeq and is a predicted model, not a curated record.